This is a messenger RNA of Colletotrichum orchidophilum, 264 nucleotides long. RefSeq lists its product as uncharacterized. NCBI's taxonomy places the organism in Eukaryota, Fungi, Ascomycota, Sordariomycetes, Glomerellales, Glomerellaceae. The record is from RefSeq and is a predicted model, not a curated record. Bases 1 to 264 code for a protein of 87 amino acids. The transcript has a single exon.
AUGACUGGGUCCAUUGCUUCCAUUGCAAAUCUCCUGUCAUUACGGAUCUGUCACUCGGCCUGUCCAUGUCACCAACCCGCCGCCCGAAGUCUAGGGAAAACGAUCAACGCUCCACUGCGAUUAUCAGUUAGAUAUUAUGAUAUUACCAUGUCAAAUCUGGUGCGGAUAACCGUACGUAGCACGUAUAACUCCCUCGGAAUCCGCUCUGGCCCUGUCAGCCUCGUUGAUUUCUCGGCUUUCUCAUUCGCAUCCCUGGCGCCAUAA